Musa acuminata subsp. malaccensis (wild Malaysian banana) is the source of this 3444-nucleotide messenger RNA. RefSeq names its product probable UDP-N-acetylglucosamine--peptide N-acetylglucosaminyltransferase SEC. Gene Ontology annotation, molecular function: protein O-acetylglucosaminyltransferase activity; protein binding. The record is from RefSeq and is a predicted model, not a curated record. Lineage: Eukaryota; Viridiplantae; Streptophyta; Magnoliopsida; Zingiberales; Musaceae. Gene Ontology annotation, biological process: protein O-linked glycosylation.
CGACGGGAAUUGAAGGCGAGGGGAAGGAACGAGGAAGGGGAAAGCAGCGGUAAAACCGAAGCCACAGCGGAACACGAGAGCGAAGAAUCUGGCGCUCGGGUGGUCCAAAUCUGCCGGAAUCCGAUCGAACCUUCCCUUCUUCGAUCCUCCCAGGGAUCCGAUCGAUCGCGGAUCCCGUCGCUGGGCGUCUCCCUCCCUCGAUCUUACGGUGGAUUCUAGGGUUCGUGCCGGCGCCGAUCAUGCUCUCGCUGCAGGCCGACGCGCGGCAGCACCAGCCCCAGCAGCCGCAGCCGCCGCAGCUGCAGCAGCAGCAGCAGCCGCUGUUCGGGGCGAACGUGGCCGGCGGGUUAGGAUUCCACCCAGCGGGGUCCGAUGUGGAGGAAAUACCCUUCGCCCUGCAGUUGCUUGAUGGCUCCGCUGACAUCAAGCCCUUGAUUGCGAAGCCGACUGAAGGUGAUGAAGACAUGCACUUGGCCCUUGCUCACCAGAAUUACAAAGCUGGAAACUAUAAUCAAGCAUUGGAUCACAGCAAUGCCAUUUAUAGGAAAAACCCCAAAAGAACAGACAAUCUCCUCCUCCUUGGUGCUAUUUACUAUCAGUUACAUGAUUUUGACAUGUGUAUUGCAAAGAACCAAGAGGCUCUUGCAAUUGAUCCACAUUUUGCAGAGUGUUAUGGUAACAUGGCAAAUGCUUGGAAGGAAAAGGGUGACAUUGAUCUUGCUAUACAACUUUAUCAAGCUGCCAUCAAGCUCCGGCCGAACUUUUCUGAUGCAUGGUCAAAUUUAGCUAGUGCAUACACCAGAAUAGGUAGACUGACCGAUGCAGCUCAAUGUUGUCGGAACGCCCUUGCACUAAAUCCUCGUUUGGUUGAUGCUCAUAGCAAUCUUGGGAAUCUGAUGAAGGCACAAGGCUUAAUCCAAGAUGCUUAUAAUUGCUAUGUGGAGGCCUUACGAAUACAACCUACAUUUGCAAUUGCUUGGUCCAACCUUGCUGGGCUUUUUAUGGAGUCGGGAGAUCUUAACAGGGCGCUUCUGUACUACAAGGAAGCAGUUAAACUUAAGCCAGCAUUUGCAGAUGCUUACUUGAAUUUAGGGAAUGUGUACAAGGCACUGCGAAUGCCGCAAGAGGCCAUCAUGUGCUAUCAGCAUGCUAUACAGGCACGUCCAAGUUGCACAAUGGCGUAUGGGAGUCUUGCUGGCAUCUAUUAUGAACAAGGUCGCCUUGAUUUGGCAAUUCUACAUUAUAAGGAAGCUAUCGAUUGUGAUUCAACUUUCAUUGAAGCUUAUAAUAAUCUGGGAAAUGCUCUCAAAGAUGCUGGACGAGUGGAAGAGGCUAUCAGCUGCUACAGGUCAUGCCUUGCUUUCCAACCUAAUCACCCACAAGCUUUGACAAACCUUGGCAAUAUUUACAUGGAGUGCAACAUGAUGAGCUAUGCUGCUUCGUGCUAUAAGGCAACUUUAUCAGUUACAACAGGGCUAUCUGCUCCUUUCAGCAAUUUAGCUAUAAUUUACAAGCAACAGGGAAAUUAUGCAGAUGCUAUAGCCUGCUACAACGAAGUUCUUCGCAUUGAUCCUUCAGCUGCUGAUGGGCUUGUUAAUAGGGGAAAUACAUUUAAGGAGAUUGGUAGAGUUACUGAAGCAAUUCAGGAUUAUGUACGAGCUGUGAGUAUCAGACCAAAUAUGGCCGAAGCCCAUGCAAAUUUGGCUUCAGCUUAUAAAGACAGUGGACUUGUGGAAUUAGCUAUUAAAAGUUAUAGACAGGCAUUGAUGCUACGUCCAGAUUUUCCUGAAGCAACUUGUAAUCUUCUACAUACUUUACAGUGUGUGUGUGACUGGGAUGACAGGGAGAAGAGGUUUGCGGAAGUUGAGGCCAUCAUUAGAAGGCAGAUAAAGAUGUCAGUUCUUCCAAGUGUGCAACCAUUUCAUGCUAUUGCAUACCCAAUUGAUCCUAUGCUUGCACUAGAGAUAAGCCGAAAGUAUGCAGCACACUGCUCUUUAAUUGCUUCACGUUAUGUGCUUCCAGCAUUCACUCAUCCACCUUGUGUACCUGUCAAGUCUGAGGGUAAAAAUGGGAGACUAAGGUUGGGAUAUGUGAGCAGUGAUUUCGGUAAUCACCCACUGUCGCAUCUUAUGGGCUCAGUGUUUGGGAUGCACAAUCGAGAGAAUGUGGAGGUAUUUUGUUAUGCAUUGAGUCAAAACGAUGGGACUGAGUGGAGGCAGCGGAUCCAGUCUGAAGCAGAACAUUUCAUUGAUGUCUGUUCAAUGUCAUCUGACAUGAUUGCUCGAAAGAUCAAUGAAGAUAAGAUACACAUCCUAGUUAAUCUUAAUGGUUACACCAAGGGUGCAAGGAAUGAAAUUUUCGCAAUGCAACCAGCACCGAUCCAGGUUUCUUACAUGGGUUUUCCAGGGACCACAGGUGCAAGUUACAUUGACUACUUAGUCACUGAUGAGUUUGUUUCUCCUACACAUUUGUCACAAAUCUACUCGGAGAAGCUAGUCCAUCUUCCUCAUUGUUAUUUUGUGAAUGACUAUAAACAGAAAAAUCGUGAUGUUCUGAAUCCUGUAUGUCGGCAUAAGCGAGCAGAUUAUGGUUUACCAGAAGAUAAAUUUAUUUUCGCAUGUUUCAACCAACUGUACAAGAUGGACCCAGAUAUAUUCAAUACCUGGUGCAAUAUUCUCAAGCGUGUUCCAAAUAGCGCACUGUGGCUGCUGAGAUUUCCGGCAGCUGGUGAGACAAGGCUGCGUGCAUAUGCUGCUGCUCAGGGAGUGAAGCCUGAUCAAAUCAUAUUCACGGAUGUUGCUGUGAAGAAUGAGCACAUAAGGCGCAGUGCUUUAGCUGACCUAUUCCUUGACACGCCUCUUUGUAAUGGUCACACAACUGGCACAGAUGUGUUAUGGGCUGGUUUGCCAAUAAUAACACUUCCUUUAGAGAAAAUGGCUACCAGGGUGGCUGGUUCCCUGUGUCUAGCCACUGGACUUGGUGAUGAGAUGAUUGUAAAUAGCUUGAAAGAAUAUGAAGAAAGGGCCGUAACUUUGGCAGAAAAUCCUUCAAAGCUUCAGGCACUUACGAAUAGGCUAAAGGCUGUAAGGAUGACCUGCCCACUGUUUGACACCAAGAGAUGGGUUCUUAAUCUGGAGAGGGCAUACUUCAAGAUGUGGUACUUGUACUGCUCUGGUAAUCAUCCGCAGCCAUUCAAAGUGAUGGAAAACGAUAACGAGUUUCCAUAUGACAGAUGAGGGACCGGAGGCUACCUUGAUAGUUGAAGAGUUUCAUAAUGCCGCCACAAUAUACACAUGGCAUUGAUUCAACAAAUCAUGCUCUAGAAUUUAUUAAUAUACCCCAUGGUGAUACAGCUAGCAGAUUGCAUUAUGAAGAGGCAGGUUUGCAAUUUGGGGAGGCCCAUUAUAUUUCGUGAAAAGAUAUCCUGGUGUGUUUGUAGACCUA